AUGCCUGAUAGAGCAUUCAAAAAAGAAUUAGAUGUUCUUCCAGUUGUUUGUAUGUAUCGAAACGAUAAACAAUGUAAUUGGACAGGACAACUCAAAACCUACCAAUCACAUCUCGAUGAAGUUCAUGUUCAUUAUAUUUGUCCUCAAUGUAAUGAACGUUUUGCUUCACAGGCAAUACUUAAUGAACAUAUAACAAAAACUUGUCCGAUGAUAUUUCAAUCAUGUCCUUUGGCACCAUUCUGCGCUGAAGAAAUGAUUCCUAAAACUAAUUAUUUAACCCAUUUAUUAACUGAAAAACAUCAAGACACUGUAAAUAAAUUUUUAAUCAGUGAAUACCGUUUUCCUGAACCAUCUACUAAUGAACACGACGUAGAAUUAACUACAAUAAAUAAAGAAUUAGAAGAAAAAACUUCAGAAAAAAUCAAUGAUCUAUCAAAAAAAAUUCAAGAAGUAAACAAUGAAUCAGUAAAAUUAAAUAAUGAAUUUACUCAUUUAAAUGAACGUUUAAAUACAUUAGUACAAGAAUUAAAUAAUUUUCAUAUAACAAUCAAUGAAAAAACACCAAUUAAACAAAGUAUACAACCAAAUCAAGAAAAAUUACAAAAAGAUAUUGAUCAAUUACAACAAAGAUGUCAAAAUAAUGAACAUACAUCAACUGAUGGUACAUUAACAUGGCGUAUUGAACGUGUUUCAGAAAAAAUAGCAGAUGCACAAUCAGAACGACAAACAAGUAUAUUAUCUCCAAUAUUUUAUUCAUCACCAACUGGUUAUAAAAUGCGUGCAAGACUAUUUUUAUUCGGUGAUGGAAAUGCAAGACGUACUCAUGUGUCUUUAUUUUUUUCAUUAAUGAAAGGAGAAUAUGAUGCGGUACUUAAAUGGCCGUUUCAUUAUAAAGUGACAUUCUGUUUGCUUGAUCAAACAGGUAAUAAUCGUCAUAUAAUUGAUUCAUUUUAUCCUGAUGUUAAAUCAAGUUCAUUUCAACGUCCAAAAGAUGAAGCUAAUAUAGCAAGUGGUAUACCGAAAUUUUUUCCAUUACCUAUGUUAUUACAAGAUGACAAUGGAUAUGUUCGAGAAGAUACAAUCUAUAUUAAAAUUAUUAUUGCACUUAAUGAAACACCCAAAAUGAUGUUACCAUUUAUGUUAACGCUUAAUCCAGCUCUUCCAAGUUAUGUACAAGAAAAUUUAAUUAAUCAAGAAAUUGCUAAACGACAACAACAACAGCAGGCGACCGUUAGUAAUAACUCUCAAACGACGCCGAUGAAUACUUGA
Rotaria sp. Silwood1 is the source of this 1269-nucleotide messenger RNA. NCBI's taxonomy places the organism in Eukaryota, Metazoa, Rotifera, Eurotatoria, Philodinida, Philodinidae. The record is from the annotation of a GenBank genome assembly.